AUGUAAUAAGAAAGAGAGAGAGAGAGAGAGAGAGAGUGAGUGAAGAAGAGAAAAAGCAGAGAAUAAAAAGAGACCGGAUGUUGACAAAUUUCAUGUCACUGUUCUUAGAAGGUCGUUUGUUUGUGUAAAGAUUUUCUUAUCUGGGAUCUCUCUCAUCUUCUCUCUCUAGCAUAAAUAAAAAUACUAUCUUUCUCUCUCUUGUAAAAUAAAAAUCAUAUUUUUAUAUUAUUUUUCUUUCUUUUUGUUGUUGAGAGAGAGAGAGAGAGAGAGAGAGAGUGGCCCAGCAGAUCGAAAUCUCCUUUCUUUUGUUCAAUUCUGGAGACGAUCUAAGCUCCUUUAAUGGAGUUCCAAUAACACCCACUUUGUUCUUCGCUGUAUAUUUGUUGUUUCUUUUAGCUUUAUCUCUCUGUAUGUGUUCUUGAUAGCUUCAGUCUUUAGAAAUUUAUGAACUUUUGUCUAUGGUGUGAAGACCACUGUUGAAUAAUUGAAUCCAUUGGAGGGAUUCUUUAGGGGAAGAGAUAAGAGGAUGUGGGUCUGAGGACUGAUGUGGAUAUCUAAGAGUAUGGCAGUAGAUUGAUUAUGUCCUGGUUUACGUUUUGGUGUUUAAACUAUUCGGUAUUUGAAGCCCACAAGUCCUGUUAAUCUGGAUUCGCACUAGGCAGACCACGAGUUGGGAAUGGGAACAAAAGUACAGUGUGAAAGCUGCUUCCCUGGGUCCUUUUCAAUGAGGGAUCUUAAUGAGGAUUCUAAUAGUUGUAGCUGGCCUCUAUAUUACGGAGAUGGAACAUUCCCAAAUGGGCAAUACUACAAUGGAUUCUUGCCAAGGUCCAUUGCAGAUGUAUAUUCAGGAUACGACAAGGAUAUAGUAAAGCAGACAAUGCUGGAGCAUGAGGCCAUAUUUAAGGAUCAGCUGUGUGAACUUCAUCGCUUAUACAAAAUACAGAGGGACUUAAUGGAUGAAGUUAAAAGGAAAGAAUUGUAUAAAAAUCGGAUGCCUAUUGAGACAUCAUUGUCAUCAAGCCCCUUAGCAUCUCAAAUUACAUCUGAAGAUGCUCGGAAGUGGCACAUACCUAGCUUCCCCUUGGCAAAUUCUGUUUGUGCAGGACCAUCAACUUCAGGCAUUGAAGACAUGCAUUCUCCGUUGAGUUCUAUGAAAGGAAGCAGUUUGCAAGCUAGUCCCUUGCUAUCCCAAAAUGGAGGUACUUCGAAAGAUGUGGAAAUGCUGGAUUCAAGACCCACAAAGGUGAGGAGAAAGAUGAUUGAUCUUCAACUUCCAGCUGACGAGUACAUAGAUACUGAAGAAGGGGAACAACUUAGGGAUGAGAGUAUAUGUGGUAUUUCUAGUUUAUUGCCAAAUAGGUAUCAUAAAGUUGUACCUGAGAAUGGAAUAAAUCUGCUUAUUGGUACUGGUGGGAAGAAUAAUUGCCAAGAAGAAACAUUGCAAUCUGAAUCACAUACAAAAACCAAAAAUAACUUGGCUGACCUGAAUGAGCCAAUUGAGGUUGAAGAUAAUAGUGCAUCUGCAAAUGGUCUUCUAGGCUGUACUAACUCCCAGUAUGAGAUUCAAGGGCAUGAGCUUGCUGCUAAACCCAAAUCACAGUUUCAUGGUUUUCCCAAAGAAAUCUUACUGAGCUCUCGUAAUGCAAGCAAUAAUGGGACUGUUAAUGAUCUGCAUUUACAGAAUAAUGCAAAUGGAAAACUGUGGUUUCCCCAUAUGCUUGACUCAGGGAACAGUAAAAACAACCUGAAGUCUGUUUCUCAAGGUUUCCAGCCAGAAAGGUUGCCUUCAUCUUCCCAGCCAGUACAGGUUCUGUUAAACAAAACUAAUGAACCUGCAACUCUUUUUCUUGCUGAUCCAAGCAAGGUAGAUCAGUUGAGAGAAAUAACAGUUCGUGGUUCAGAACUCUCUGGAAGCAAUCAUGAGGUCUCCACUAAUAACCAUGCAGGUUCACUUGUUGCUUCCAAUAUAGCCAGUCAAUAUGUAAUUGAUCCUUCUUCUGAUUUGAGCAACUCCUGGUCUCGCUCCAUUUCAUCUUGGGAAAAGCUCAGUGGUAGCUUAAGCCAGAGGUCAAUGUCCGUUCAAAUGCACCCAUAUUUGAAUUCAUCUGCAACCUUGAGUAGGAGUUCUCAGUCAUCAACUCAAAGCCAUGGUGUUUUUGGAGAGCGGUGGAAUUAUAACAGCAGUUCUACAUCUAACAUGAGAGUUGGAAGUGAUAUGCCUGAGCAAAAUGGAUUUUAUCAUGGGUCCUCAUCAGCGUCUAAGGAACCACUUAUUCGCUUUCAUUCAGGCAACUGUGAUUACUUGAACUGCAGCGAUGCCAGUAAUAUAAUCCAUGAGAACUUCACCAAUCAUGGUUCAGUGAAGUACUACAAGAGCUCAAACUGCUUGGACUCAAAGUCAGCAAAAGAUGUCAAUUUGAAUAUAGCGUUUCCAAACAGCUCGACGACCAAGAUGGCUUCACAGCAAAUUGUUGAGGUCAUUGAUUUAGAAAGAAACCAAGAGGAUCAUCUUGUCACUUUGCCUUGGCUAAGAACGAAGCCUAACCAUAAAAAUGCGGCUAUUAGUACAGGAGUAGAUUUGAAUUCAGGUGGAUUUAUUGACUUGCAAUCUUCGAAUCAGGUGUCGGAUACAAGUGAAGCUGGAAAACUUCCUAUUCCAACAAGCGUUCAGGAUAUGAAAUCAGCUUCGUGUUCCAAUGUCAUUGAGGCCAGUAGGAUUGAAACAAGUGAUUUCUCAAGUUGCAGAAAAAUUCUUGGCUUUCCCAUUUUUGAAAAGCCACAUAUUUCAAAGAUCGAGUCUUCUUCCCUUACCUCCCCGUCUGUGUCCCUUGCGCAGCCAUCUGAAGAAGUAGAAAAUAACAGGAAAAGUAGGAUUCUUGAUAUUAACUUACCUUGUGAUCCAGCAGCUCCUGACUGUAGUCAAGAGAUUGCACCAGAAGUUGUGCUUAUAGAAAAAAAAUCAGACUCUCAUGUUGCCAAUGUCAGACAUGAGAUUGAUUUGAACUCUUGUGUAACUGAAGAUGAAGCUUCUAUGAUGCCUUCUGUGCCUGGCUUGGAUGUGAAGAUUGUUCCAGCGUCGGAUGGAAAGAUUAUCUCAGGAAUAGAUUUGGAAGCCCCUGCAGUUCCUGAAACUGAGGAGGAUAUAUUUCCUGAGGAAGAGUUUCAAGAAAAGGCUCAUGAAGCACUUCCUUUGCUCUCGUCACAGCUCAAAGCUGAAAGCCCACCAGAUGAAUUCGUCAUAAUAGCAGCAGAGGCAAUAGUUGCAAUCUCUUCAUCCGUUCACAAGAAUCAUAAGGAUGAUGUAAAUUGCAAUCCAUCAGAAGCUUCUAUGACAGAUCCUCUUCAUUGGUUUGUGGAGGUAGUUUCCUCCUUCGAAGAGAAUCUAGAGAGCAAAUAUGCUGUAUUGGGAGCCAAGAAUGGUCAAGAUGAUGAGGGGUCAUCUUCAGAAGAUUACUUUGAGUCUAUGACUUUAAAAUUGAUAGAGACCAAGGAAGAGGAUUACAUGCCCAAGCCUUUGGUUCCAGAAAACCUGAAACUAGAAGAAAAGGUAACAACUUUAUUACCAACUCGAACCCGAAAAGGCCAGGCAAGAAGAGGAAGGCAGCGGAGGGACUUCCAAAGGGACAUUCUUCCAGGCCUAGCGUCUCUGUCAAGGCAUGAGGUAACAGAAGAUCUUCAGGCAUUUGGAGAGCUGAUGAGAGCAAAAGGCCAUUUUUGGCAUUCGGGAUUAACAAGAAGGAAUUCCACUAGAAGUGGGUGUGCAAGGGGGAGGAGGCGCACACUGGUUAGCUCCUCUCCGGCUGUGAUAGCAAGCCCAUCUUGUGCUCCUCUAAUACAGCAGCUUAAUAAUGUUGAAGUGGGACUGGACGAUAGAAGCCUAACAGGGUGGGGAAAGACAACAAGACGUCCCCGCCGGCAAAGAUGCCCUCCAGGUAAUUCUCCAGUUCUCCCUUUAACCUAAUAAUAAGAAGAGGGUUUGGUUUAUCCAUUGAGAAUGUUAUAGAGGGAAGCGAGAGAUUCAUUUCUAUAGCUGCGGCCGGAGAAGCAGGGGUGGGAAUUGAGGUUGUUGUAAGGCAUUGGGGAUUCUUUGUACAUUUGGUAGUCCAUAAUCUGGGUCCCCUUGAUUAUCUGUGUUUUGGGUGGUUAACAACUUUGUAUUAUUUAUAAAUAAUGUUGCAUGAUUUCUUCUUAGAUAUAUAGUACCAUAGCAUUCCUUUGGUUGUGUAUUCACAUUGACAUGUCCUUGUUCUAGGACUGAAUUUUGAUGAUCCUUGAUACUCUUAUUUUAGCUGCUCCUGAUUGCUCUUUGAA
Molecule: messenger RNA, 4311 nt
Organism: Jatropha curcas
Lineage: Eukaryota; Viridiplantae; Streptophyta; Magnoliopsida; Malpighiales; Euphorbiaceae
Source: RefSeq, a predicted model, not a curated record